CAGAACUCUGUAGAUCAAAAAUGAAAUCGUUCAAUUUAUUUUAGUCGUGUACCGAGUUGAUUUUUAAAUAAAAUUAAAAUAUUUAUAUUUAUUUAAUACCCGGCCUUUUCUAUCCAACAUGAAAAGUGCAUUAAUGGUGGCUGAAAAGCCAUCGUUAGCCCAAAAUCUUGCCAAUAUACUUAGUAAUGGCAAAUGCAACACCAAUAAAGGUUCAAAUUCAGCCUGUGCGAUACACGAAUGGAAUGGCACAUUUAAGAAUGAACCGGUCCGAUUUAAAAUGACGUCUGUUUGUGGACAUGUAAUGACUUUAGAUUUCACCGGUAAAUAUAACAACUGGGACAAAGUUGAUCCCAUUGAACUGUUCAGCUGUCCAACAGAAAAGAAGGAAGCAAUGCCCCGUCUUAGGAUACCAGCGUUUUUAGCCCAGGAAGCAAGAGGUUGUGACUUUCUUAUUUUGUGGUUAGAUUGUGAUAAAGAGGGUGAAAAUAUCUGUUUCGAAGUCAUGUCCUGUGUCCAGCCAUAUAUGAAGGGUGAUGUUUUAUCUCCUCAAGUGACAUAUCGAGCACGUUUCUCUGCUAUUACAGAUAAAGAUAUAAAGGCAGCCAUGUUGAAUCUCGUUAGGCCUAAUGAAAAUGAGUCUCGCAGCGUGGAUGCACGGCAAGAACUUGAUUUACGUAUUGGCUGUGCAUUUACACGAUUUCAGACAAAGUACUUUCAAGGCAGAUAUGGUGAUCUCGAUGCAUCUCUUAUAUCUUAUGGUCCAUGCCAAACACCCACUCUUGGUUUCUGUGUCCAACGUCAUGACGAAAUUCAGACUUUCAAACCAGAAACCUAUUGGGUUUUAAGAGUGACAGCUUCGACGAGUGAGGGUCGUGAACUACCAUUGGAAUGGAAAAGAGUUAGGAGUUUUGAGAAAGAUAUUGCCAAUAUGUUCCUCGCUGGUAUUAAGGAAAUAAAAGAGGCUACCGUCAUAAACGUCCAAGCCAAAGAGAAGGUGAAGCCUCGGCCUACAGCCCUCAACACCGUGGAGUUAAUGAGAGUGGCCAGUGCUGGACUGGGCAUGGGGCCACACCAUGCUAUGCAGAUUGCAGAACGUCUCUAUACUCAAGGGUAUAUUUCAUAUCCCAGAACUGAAACGACGAGCUAUCCAGAAAACUACGACCUAAUGGGUACGCUUCGUCAGCAACAGAACUCGUCUAAAUGGGGUACAGAAGUUCGCGCCAUUAUCGCAAACGGUAUUAGCAAACCCAAGAAAGGCCACGACGCUGGCGACCAUCCUCCCAUCACACCCAUGAAACCGGCUACGGAGUCUGAGCUAGAGGGCGAUAUGUGGCGUAUCUACGACUACGUGACGCGUCACUUCAUAGCGACACUGUCAAGGGACUGCAAGUAUUUAUCAACAGUAAUAACAUUCCAAGUGGGCUCUGAAACAUUCACGUACACAGGGAAUACGCUCGUGGAUGCUGGAUACACGGAGAUUAUGCACUGGCAGGCCUUCGGCAAAGACGAAUUCGUGCCCGUCCUCGCCGUGGAGGACGUCCUCCGCGCACACGACCACCGCCUCGUGGAGUGCCAGACCUCCCCGCCGGACUACCUCACCGAGUCGGAGGUAAUCACUCUGAUGGAGAAGCACGGGAUCGGCACGGACGCGUCUAUCCCGGUGCACAUCAACAACAUCUGCCAGCGGAACUACGUCAACGUCGGCAGCGGUAGGAGGCUCGUGCCCACCAGCUUGGGAGUGGUGCUGGUCCACGGUUACCAGAAGAUCGACCCGGAGCUGGUCCUGCCGACCAUGCGCUCGGCCGUGGAGGAGCAGCUCAACCUGAUAGCCGUGGGCCGUGCCGACUUCCACGCCGUGCUGGCGCACACGGCCGAGAUAUUCCGGCGCAAGUUCCAGUACUUCGUGCGGUCCAUCGAGGCCAUGGACCAGCUGUUCGAGGUCAGCUUCUCGUCGCUGAAGUCGAGCGGCAAGGCGCUGUCGCGCUGCGGCAAGUGCCGGCGCUACAUGCGCUACGUGGCGGCCAAGCCGGCGCGCCUGCACUGCUCGCACUGCGACGACACGUACGCGCUGCCGCAGCACGGCUCCGUGCGCAUCUACCGCGAGCUCAAGUGCCCGCUCGACGACUUCGAGCUGCUCAGCUGGUCGGCCGGCAGCCGCGGCCGCAGCUUCCCGCUCUGCCCCUACUGCUACAACCACCCGCCCUUCAGGGACAUGAAGAAGGGAUUCGGAUGUAAUUCCUGUACCCACCCCACGUGCCCUUACGGCGUUAACUCUACCGGGGUGUCCGGUUGUGUCGAAUGUGAUGGAGUGUUAGUCCUCGAUCCUUCCGCUCCGAAGUGGAAGCUCGCUUGUAAUCGCUGCGAUGUGAUCAUCAACAUCUUCGAGGAGGCGUCCCGCGUGUCGGUGUGCGAGAGCGCGUGCGGCUCGUGCGGCGCGCAGCUCGUCAGCGUGGAGUACCGCGCCGAGCGCACGCGCCUGCCCGCCGCGCUCACCGACAUGACCGCCUGCCUCUACUGCGAGCCCAGCUUCAGCGCGCUCGUGAGUCCCGCACGCACACGCACACGCUCCCACACACACGCACACGCGUCACACACACACACACACGCACACAAGCACGCGCCUGCCUCUACUGCGAGCCCAGCUUCAGCGCGCUCGUGGAGAAGCACCGCGCGGUGUCGUCGCGCGGCGGCGGCGCGCGCGGGCGCGGCGGGCGCGCGCGCGGCAAGCACCGCAACAAGCAGCCCAAGGACAAGAUGGCGCAGCUCGCCGCCUACUUCGUGUGAGCCGCCCGCGGCCCCUGCGUCGCCUGCGUCGACUAAUGUUUCCUGUGUUCUACCCUACUCGCUUAACCGUAUUGAUGGCAUUAUAAUUAGUUGGGUGUCGUUUGGGCAGAUCUCGAAAACUCGAAUUUUAUAAUAAAUUUAUAAAAUUUGAACUGAAAUCUUUCCUCGAUCUAACGUUGUAGGGUUUAAACCGCGAUGUUUUCUUUUGCCCCCACCUUUCGACAGAGUUGAGUUACAGAUGUCGUGGUCACGAGUUUACUGUCCGGACGAAUUAUAAAGUACUUGAUCGCGCCCAAAUCUAGUAAAAAAUACAGAAUCUGUAAUAUAAUAUCCGAACUCCAAUGACUACUACGUGAUACGAUUUUGAUGCACUUUACGCUUUCAAUAUAAUCAAGUGGAUAAGUCAUAUAUUUCACUUCCUGAAUUCUCACUUCACCACAGCUCAACAUUUAAGCGAGUAUAUACAGAAACAAAAAAAUACAAUAAACACCUUAGCUGAAAAGGCAAGCAAAUGGUUCCGUACUAACUAAAAACGACUAAGAAUUUUAAUAAAAAUCAAGUGUGGGAUGAGUGCGCCGCGAUGUCACAUACCAUUUAUCUGAUUCGGCCCUAAAUGUAUUAUAUAUUUAACAUCGUACUUUAAUUUAAUAAUA
Messenger RNA from Vanessa tameamea, 3437 nucleotides. It is a transcript of the gene Top3beta, whose product is annotated as DNA topoisomerase 3-beta-1. The transcript has 14 exons. The record is from RefSeq and is a predicted model, not a curated record. The coding region runs from base 119 to 2917 and encodes 932 amino acids. NCBI's taxonomy places the organism in Eukaryota, Metazoa, Arthropoda, Insecta, Lepidoptera, Nymphalidae. Gene Ontology annotation, molecular function: DNA topoisomerase type I (single strand cut, ATP-independent) activity; DNA binding. Gene Ontology annotation, cellular component: nucleus. Gene Ontology annotation, biological process: DNA topological change.